Molecule: messenger RNA, 1650 nt
Organism: Papaver somniferum (opium poppy)
Lineage: Eukaryota; Viridiplantae; Streptophyta; Magnoliopsida; Ranunculales; Papaveraceae
Exons: 1
Coding region: 1-1650 (549 amino acids)
Source: RefSeq, a predicted model, not a curated record
AUGGUAGUUGCCGACAACCCAGCGCCUUUAAACCGAAGAGAGGACAGGGGAAAUCGAAGAUCCGAUCCAGACUAUAACCCAGAUGGCUCAGACUACUUUGAUGAUGACACUACUAGGCCCGGAGGACCUGCUAUUCACGAAGAAGAUCGGCGUGCAAUGGAUGAUCUUCGUGCAGAUAUGAUGACGGAAAUCAAGCAUAUUAAGGCUAAACAAGGGGGCGGGAGAUUGGAUCAAGUUAUGAAGGAGGAAAAUAUUAAUACCUUGGCGCAACGAUUAGCCAAAGCUCUCAUUCCCCAGAAAUGUUCGGUCCCAUCCUUCAACUGUUAUGAUGGAUCCGGCGAUCCCGCAGCCCACCUGCGGUAUUAUAAUCGAAUGAUGGCCAUGUGGGAUUACGAAGAGGCCAUACUUUGCACAUACUUACCUUCAAGUAUGAAAGGAUCCGCAUUGUCUUGGUUCGAUAACCUAACACCAGAUUCCAUCGAUUCAUAUGACCAGCUUACUGAGAAUUUCCUGGCCACUUACAUGUACAACAAGGUCGUCAGCACAGGAAUGGACAAGCUCUUCUCAUUUGCAAUAUACAAGGAGACCAUCAGGGAAUACACUGAUAGGUGGCACAGGAUAUGUCAAGCCAUAGGGAAUGUGGAUCCAGUAGUAAUUAUCAACUGCUACAAGUGGGGGUUGGACAAGAUGAUCCCCUUGUUUGUUGAGAUCCACGGUACCAUCCCUGCCACAGAAGGAGAUCUUCGAGUAAUCAUAGAAAAACAUGCAAUACUAGAGGAAAUUCAACGAGAGAACCCCAGAGAUCAGGCUCAACGACCUCCACAUACAAACUCUGUAGAGCAGGCAAGCAGUUCCAAAAGAGGAAACUCAGAUGAACGACCCAACGAGGGCAGAAGGGAACGUAGAGAUGAUCGCAGAAGGGAUGAUCGAAAGUUCGAAGACCAAGUCUACACGAAGCUAAAUGUCAGCUAUUCCCGCAUCUUGAAGGAGAUCAAGGGUCGGGAAAACCUUGAUUGGCCAUGGUCCAAGGGAAAGCAGCCCCCAAGAUCAGAAAAGUCUAGAGAAUACUGUGAAUAUCACUGUUUCAAUGGCCACCAAACGGAGAAAUGCAAAAAUCUCAAAGUAAUAAUUCAAAAGCUAAUUGACACAGGGGAUCUUAAUCAGUAUGUGAAGAAGGCUGAUGCCGAAGAUAGGGAAAAACGAAGAAAGCAAGUUCAACUACCCGAAGGGAACCGCACACUUAACACCAUCUCAUGUUCUGAGAACACGGGACCAUCUCUAACUUCCCAAAUAGGGAAAAGAUUGAGAAAGCAAUUCGAAGACUACUGCAAGUUGUACAAAAUCGAUGGGGAAGAAGUAGACGAACACGAACAUUGGAUGGACCCGCCCAUAGUUUUUGAUGUUGAGGAUGUCGAAGAAGAUAUGGAGGAUCACAACGAUCCUUUAUUCCUCACGUUACCAGUAGCCGGGUGCAAUAUCAAGAAAAUCCUCAUCGAUGGAGGGAGCUCGGUCAAUGUUUUAUUAUAUGAUACAUUCAAACGAAUGGAAAUCAACGACGAACAGCUGCUAUCUUCGUAUCAUACUAUCUACGGGUUCAACGGGGCAGCCACGAAGCCACUUGGAGACAUUGUCUUGCAAGUGGACGCAUGA